Molecule: messenger RNA, 411 nt
Organism: Carlito syrichta (Philippine tarsier)
Lineage: Eukaryota; Metazoa; Chordata; Mammalia; Primates; Tarsiidae
Product: chromosome unknown C9orf170 homolog
Source: RefSeq, a predicted model, not a curated record
AUGGUGUUUGCACAGCUGAUUUAUGUCCACCUGCAAGAUUUUCCAAGUGGCAGCAAGGAUGGCCUCCUCUGUGCCACCCCAGCGUCAAGCCCAGUUCCACCCACUGGGAGCUGUGGGCAGAGCUUAAGAACCGGGGGGACAGGGAACAAGGUCUUGCCAGCGAGGUUCAGGCAGGAAGGCCUGGCCUCCGGCUCACUCUGUGCCAGUGGAAAAAGAGACGUUCUAUUUCUUUGGAGAACCCUGGUUAAAAUAGUAGAGUAUAUCCAGGCUGAGAAGUUCAGGAGGAAGUUUGAUUUAGGAUUUGGCCCAGGUUUGGAAAACCUCUAGAUAGAUGUCAUUCAUGAAGACCAUGAAAAUGAACAAAAUUCAAAGAGAGGAUGUAAAGUGAACUACAACAUAGGCCAAGGAUAA